Messenger RNA from Cavia porcellus (domestic guinea pig), 3480 nucleotides. RefSeq names its product Sad1 and UNC84 domain containing 2 (gene Sun2). Gene Ontology annotation, molecular function: protein-membrane adaptor activity. Bases 21 to 2213 code for a protein of 730 amino acids. The transcript has 17 exons. NCBI's taxonomy places the organism in Eukaryota, Metazoa, Chordata, Mammalia, Rodentia, Caviidae. Gene Ontology annotation, cellular component: nuclear envelope; meiotic nuclear membrane microtubule tethering complex. The record is from RefSeq and is a predicted model, not a curated record.
GGUCCACAUCCCACCUCAGCAUGUCUCGACGAAGCCAGCGCCUCACACGUUACUCCCAGGUUGAUGACGAUGGCGGGAGCAGCAGCAGCGGAGGGAGCUCGGUGGCCGGGAGCCAGAGCACCCUGUUUAAGGACAGUCCCCUGAGGACCCUGAAGAGAAAAUCCAGCAACAUGAAGCACUUGUCCCCAGUGCCGCAGCUGGGCCCCUCCUCUGACCCGCACACCUCCUACUACAGCGAGUCCAUGGUGCGGGAGUCCUACAUAGGCAGCCCUCAGGCCGUAUCCCUGGCCAGGAGUGCCCUCCUGGACGACCGCCUGCACAGUGAGCCCUACUGGACAGGCGAGGACCUGCACGUGCGGAGGAGAAGGGGCACGGGUGGCACCGAGAGCAGCAAGGCCAAUGGACUGGCAGAGAGCAAAGCCACUGAGGACUUUCUGGGCUCCUCCUCUGGCUACUCUUCCGAGGACGACUUUGCAGGUUAUGCUGACAUCGAACAGCAUAGUUCGGGGUCACGGUUAGGCAGCGUGGUCUCUCGGGCAGGCUCCUUUGUCUGGACAGUGGUCACUUUUCCAGGCCGGCUCUUCGGGCUUCUCUAUUGGUGGCUUGGCACCAGCUGGUACCGCCUGACCACGGCAGCCUCGCUCCUGGAUGUCUUUGUUUUAACCAGGCGCUUCUCGUCCCUCAAGACCUUCUUCUGGUUCCUCCUGCUGCUGCUGCUCCUGACAGGCCUGACCUACGGUGCCUGGUACUUCUACCCCUUUGGGCUGCAGACAUUGCACCCUGCUGUGGUCUCCUGGUGGGCGGCGAAGGACAGCAGGAAGCAGCCCGAGGUGUGGAGCUCCGGAGACUCGGCCCUGCAUUUGCAGGCCGAGCAGCGUGUCCUGUCUCAAGUGCACAUCCUGGAGCGGCGCCUGGAGGCUCUGGCUACUGAGUUUUCUUCCAAAUGGCAGAGGGAAUCCAUUCGGCUAGAUCGUCUGGAGCUGCAGCAGGGGACUGCUGGCCAGGGGGGUGGUAGUGGCCUCAGCUAUGAGGAUACCCUGGCGCUCCUGGAGGGGCUGGUGAGCCGCCGGGAGGCCGCCCUGAAGGAGGACUUCCGCAGGGACACAGCCGCUCGCAUCCAGGAAGAACUGGCCACCGUGAGGGCGGAACAUCACCAGGACUCGGAGGACCUCUUCAAGAAGAUCGUCCAGGCCUCCCAGGAGUCCGAGGCUCACAUCCAGCAAUUCAAGUCAGAGUGGCAGAGGACGAUGCAGGAGGCCAUCCGAGAGAACUCUGCGCAGGAGCUGGGGCGGUUGGAGACCCAGCUGGCUGGCCUGCAGCAGGACCUGGCAGCUCUGACCCUGAAGCAGAGCACAGUGGAGGACGAAGUGGGGCUGCUGCCCCAGAAGAUCCAGGCCGUGCGGGAGGAAGUGGAAUCUCAGUUCCCUGCCUGGGUCGGUCACUUCCUUCUCCAAGGUGGGGGCACCCGAGCUGGGCUCCUCCAGCGAGAAGAGGUGCAAGCCCAGCUGCAGGAACUGGAGAGCAAGAUCCUUGCCCACGUGACCAAGAUGCAGGGCAGGUCAGCUCAGGAAGCUGCAGCCUUGCUGGGACAGACGCUGCAGAAGGAAGGCGUGGUCGGGGUGACGGAGGAGCAGGUGCACCGGAUUGUAAAGCAGGCCCUCCAGCGCUACAGCGAGGACCGCAUCGGGAUGGUAGACUAUGCCCUGGAAUCAGGAGGGGCCAGUGUGAUCAGUACCCGAUGUUCAGAGACCUACGAGACCAAAACUGCCCUCCUCAGCCUCUUUGGCAUCCCGCUGUGGUACCACUCCCAGUCACCCCGGGUCAUUCUCCAGCCAGAUGUGCACCCGGGCAACUGCUGGGCCUUCCAGGGGCCCCAGGGGUUCGCUGUGGUCCGACUGUCAGCCCGCAUCCGGCCCACAGCUGUCACCUUAGAACACGUCCCCAAAGCCCUGUCACCCAACAGCACCAUCUCCAGUGCCCCCAAGGACUUUUCCAUCUUUGGCUUUGAUGAAGACCUGCAGCAGGAGGGCUCACUCCUUGGCACAUUCACCUAUGACCAGGACGGGGAGCCCAUUCAGACCUUCUACUUCCAGACCCCUAAAAUGGCCACGUACCAGGUGGUGGAGCUGCGGAUCCUGACCAACUGGGGCCACCCUGAGUACACCUGCAUCUACCGCUUCAGGGUACAUGGGGAGCCGGCCCCCCAUCCCUGAGUCUCUGCACCUGCUGUCAGCCAGGGCCACACCCCACCACGCAGACACCCUGCUCCGGUGUGGGUGUGCAGCACCCCGCCACUGUCCCCACACGCUUCAUCAGCGCUCUGACUUCUGGGAGCAAGAAAGAAGAACCCUGCUUCCAGGGAGAAGAGGAAGAAAGCACUGGGGUCCCCUUCAUCCCUCAUCCUCUGAGCUGGGCCACCGAGUGUAUAUAUGUAGCAUACUGUGGGGAGCCGGGCAGGAGGAGGUGAGGGCCCUGGCCUGGUCCAGGUGGAAUUGUGUGGAUAGAGCAGGUGCCAAGCUCAGGUGAGCAGAGCUAGGGCCUAGGAGGUGCCCGGUGCCCAGCUCAGUCAGGGAAGCACUGUCUUGGAGGAGCCCACUCAGCACCUGCAGGAUGAGACUGUCCCGGGCAUGAGGCUGCCUGCAAGGCUGAUGCCAGUGACCUGGGGAAGCUGGGCCCUCAGGCCCCCCAAGGGUCUCUAGAAACUGUAUUUGUCCAGGGUAUCAGAGGGCUGCUGCUUGUGCCAGCCUGCUAGACUCCCUGUGCUGGGAUGGCCUUUUGCUUUUUCUCUUUCGAUGCCAGGGCAAGGGCUUCCCUGUAACCUGUUCCUGCAGUGGGGCCGCCUGUGCCCCGGUGCAAGCUUCACACAUUCCUGGGGCUGCAGAGUGCCUAGGCCUGUCUAGGGGCCAUUAGCUAGAAUGGGGGGAGCAGGGGUCUUCCUGGGCUCUCCUGGAUGAUGACGGUGCCAUUCAGGGUGUCUGGUGGAGGGAGGGUGUCUGUUGGCCCACUGCCUCCUAAGUGGGCCUAGGGAGGCCUCUUUCUCAGGCCCCCUUGGGCUCUUGGCCCCCUCAGACUGUUUCCUUUCUGGCUUCUCUGCAGGGGCAGUGGGGUGGGGGCUGGGAGGGAGGUGGAUGAAAAGGGGCUUUUAGACCCACAGGCCUUGCUGUAUUAUGUAUAUAUUUUUCCAGGUGUGUUUUUUAACUGAAAAGCUAAGGGCUUGAUUCUUAGCCCCGUUCUGUGGGGCACUGGGUGGUUCUCAGUUCCUUGGUCCCAGCCUGUGGGGAGCGGGCACUAGGGACUGGGCAGGCGGGUGCCCUGCACCUUACUGGGCCCCCACUUAGCCCUGCCCCUGCCCUUGCCCUGAGACAACCAGGUCUUAUUCUGCGCUGUCCUGUCACAAAUGCUGCACUGUUGGUUCUUAAUUUUUUUUUUAAUCUCCAGAUUCUAAUUUAUGCCUAUGCAAAAAAUAAAGGAUGCCCAGGA